Molecule: messenger RNA, 761 nt
Organism: Vidua chalybeata
Lineage: Eukaryota; Metazoa; Chordata; Aves; Passeriformes; Viduidae
Product: bcl-2-binding component 3, isoforms 3/4-like
Exons: 2
Coding region: 299-646 (115 amino acids)
Source: RefSeq, a predicted model, not a curated record
GCGAGCCGGGGCGGUUGCCCCGCGCUGCGGCCGUGGGUGCCCAAAGCCGCCCAGUCGUUCCCCUGACACCUCUGCCUACCCUGGCCGUACGCCGUGCCUCCUCUCCCGGCUUCUGCCGCGUUCCCUCAACGUCUUCCACACUCGUCUUCCACACUCCCCUCCCACUCUCUCCUCCUCCCUCCUCCGAACCGCUCCACUCCCCCCGGGCUGUCUCCUUCCCCUAGUUUUCUCCCCUCCCUCCAGAGCACCGAUUUGAAUCUGGUGCUCUCCCGCUUCCUCUCUUACCCCCCGCCCGCGCAUGCGGCGGUGCCGCCGGGGAGCGCCGGGACCCGGCCCGCGGCCCGACCAGGGGCGGUCGGUCCCCGCGGCCCGGGAGGGCGGCGGAGGGGUCCGGCCAUCGCCAGCCCCCGAGGGGCCGCCUGGGGGAAGGGGAGCGAGGCCGCGACUUCCAUUCUUCCCGCCCUGCCGGGUGCCGGUGUGGGGCCGAGAGGCAGCCCGGCCCUGGCCUCUUCCCCCUGAGCGCGGUUGGUCCCUGCGCCCGCAGCCAUCCGUUCAGCGGAAUUCCUCGUUUUCGACGCCGGGAGGCUGUGAAACGAGGUCUGUGGCUUUCGUGGAAGCGUGGGGGGAAGCUGAGCAGGAGCUUUGAGGAGAAAAGAUGUCCGUGUGCAGAUUUCACCCCUUCCCUGACACGUCCACACGUGGGCAUUACAGAUCUCCAUUUCUUUCAUGCCUUUGGUGCUCUCAAUAAAUAUUGCUGUGUC